AAUCUCCCAGUUCAGAUGGAAAACUUUCUUUAUUUGUCUGCGCUUGCAGUCGUCAUUGGUGGUGGUGAUGCCAUGGUGAUGGCGCCGCAGCCUCCGCGUGAAUUCACCGUCGAGGAAUUGGAGCCGCUUGAAACUUGGUUCGAGAGUUGCAACGGAGCCCAGCAGGCCACCAUCGCCGUCAAAUUGCUGAGUCGGGCCAAUCCCAAAGCCGCUCACCUGAUCCACUCCUUUCUCCAGCAACAAUUACUCGUCGCCAACGCCAUCUGGCGCCAGGAGAUUCAACGGGCCAACGAUCCUGCCUUUUUGAACGGAUUACGCAACGAGUCACGCGAUGUAGCCGUCUCUCAACUGUUGCAUUACCUGCCGCUGCUACGGCCGGCCAACUCUGAUGGAGUCCGAGGAUACAUCCAUCUCCUGCCCGGAUUGUUGGCCUCAUUCCUGGAGGACGAUCCUAACCAGGGACCUUCGCCAUCCAGCGCUCAGCAUCAGUCGACCGAAAUUCAGCAGCUCCUCACCUACGCUCUCAUUCAUCCGGCCCUCUCGCUGGAAAGCAAACGGUCACUGGCUGAGCUGAUUCGGCAGCUGGACGACGAAGGAAAUCAAGAUAUGGCGCUGUCAUUACUGGAGAGCAAUCAUCAAGGCGGACUGGACAUGUUUCCUCCGUCGGAUCCGCAAUCUCCGGAUGCCUUCCAUUCACAGGCAACGAGACAGAGACCGCACAAUGGUGUCGGGCAAUGGGAUCCUUGGAGUUCGCCCAGCCCCGCCGGAUUGGGUCCACCAACCAAACAACCGCCACCGUCCAGUUGCACGAUCCAGCGCAUCCGGCGCAGUAACAGCCUGACUCCACCGUCCAAUUCCAUGGUCUAUCCGCAAGAUCCUUGGGGGAGUAAUCAGAACGAUAACGGCCGCAUCAAGCCGAGAUCCUUGUCUUUAUCGUCCCCGAGCGAAACGACCAACGGCCUAUCUCACUGUCCCCUGUCGCCUCAGAAUUCGUUGGCCUCUUCCGGCAGCGGAAGCGGAUCCGACUCGAUUUACAGCGACGAUAACCACCGACCGUCAUCUUUCCACAUCCCCGGAAGUGGCAUGAGAGAUGUCCCGUCGUGGCUGAAAGGAUUGCGGCUGCACAAGUACGCUCAUUUGUUCUCUCUGCUCACUUACGACGAAAUGCUGGCGCUGACUGAAGAGCAGCUGGAACUGCAAGGAGUGACGAAAGGGGCCAGACACAAGAUUGCCCUGAGUAUCCUCCGCCUCCGCGAGCGGCCCACGCUUUUGGCUCAAUUAGAAAAGGAGGUCGUCGACACGGGCAGUUUGCAUAAUGCCUUGAGUGAGCUGAAAAAUUUGCUGUCGACGCCCAUCAAACCGUAUCGCGGCCCGCCCGUAGCCGAUGACCAGCUCUUUAUCGGCAAUUUGAGUCCGUCGCCGUCGCCGCUGAUGACGAGAGAUGACACUUCGGGCUACUCGUCGCUCGACGGGUCCAUGGACAAUUUGGCGGCGGCUCGAGGCCUUUCUACCGGCUCACCCACUGCCUUGGAGACUAGCGACCUGUCCAAGCCGCCGCCCGCCUCUCCACCGUCGACCAUUGGCCAGCAGCAGUCGAGCAGGUCGACCCUAGCGGCCUCUGAUAUGCCGACGGUGAUCGUUUCGGCCGCGCCGGAUGUCGACAGCGCCGAGGAAGGCAGCGACACGUCGGCCGACGACGGGCUGGGCGACAAUCUCUCGUCGGGCAACUUUCGCUCCGCCUUCGGUAACGAGUUGGAGUUGCUUGGCGGGCCGACUCACCUGUCGCUCGACGACCUGCCGGGACAAAUCACUCGCCUUUUGGGCAAAAUUUGCACGCAGCUUUUGGUCUCGUCCUGCCCGGCCGAAGACAACGUUAGCCAGUUUGUGGCUUUGAUGGACCGCUGCUUGAGUCACGAAGCUUUCACCCAGCGCCAGCGUCGGCGCAUUGCGUCAUGGAAGGAACAGGCCCAUCGCAUUUGGAACAAUUUGGCUCCUUCGGCUUCGGCUUCGGCUGGACUCGGCAACGGCACUGCCCCCGGCAGCCGCGGUAGCAACAAUUCGGCAAUUGUGAAUGCAACAAACGGCGGUGGUGGCGGUGUUGUCGGUAGCGGUGGGCCGCAAAAGAGCUCUGAAGCUCGUUUCGCCCGUCGAUGGAGCAAUGUGGCUCAUUACCCUGGAUUCUACAGCGCCGAUGUUGCUGGCAGCAGCGCUGCCCAUCAAACUUCGUUCGGAUGCGCUCCGCCCAACGCCUAUAGCCUCUUUCCGCCGAGACAGCAGCAGCAGCAGCAAAGGGGAAUUCACGCCAGUCCGUGCCCCAGUCCCAGUCUAGCACGUCCUUUAUUCGCUGGACAGAGCCCCACCCACAAUUCUUAUGGCCAGCACACCCAUCACGCUGGAGGUGUGAACGCGGCUCAAAUGCGGCCCGGCCUGGCGCCGACCACCACCUCAACGGUGCCGCACAACAAUCCGCAUUCCCUCCAAGUGGGAUCGCACUUACCGCUCCAGCAUCGCAACAGUUUCUGCGUCAGCGCCUUGUCGCAUCAAUCGUCGCUCUACUCUUCCUCUUCGUCCUCGACGUCGUCGUCGUCGCAGGGCUACUCUUCUUUGUCGUGCGGCGUCGCUGCUCCCGACCCCUUCACUUUCUCUCCUCCACACCGGAUGCACUUUGAUGAACUUCCGUCAGAGUCGUUGCCAUUUGCCAGCCAGUUGGGGAUCCAGCGGGCCAGGUCAGCCCCUAUGGCCAAUGGUGGCGUCAUCAACAACAGUUUGCUCUUCAGCCAGGAAAGAGACGCCUCCGAAAUGGAUUUGAAUCAUCGCCUCGAGUCGCUCUGCCUCAGCAUGACGGAACACGCGCUCGAAGGAGCCAACGACAUCUAGAGAGACGCCCUUUUGCUUUCUCCAGAAAAAUAAAAAGAUAAAAGAUGAAGAGAAAAUUUAAAGAAAAUUUACAAAAUUAAAAAAAAGAUAAAAAAAGAUUUAAAUAGAUUUAUUUGGUCACAUUUGUACAAUCUGCUCAAUCAACUCUAUCCUCGCUCCUUCUUCUCAGACUCUAUAUUUUUUACACACGUACACGUACACACACACACACACACACACAAACCACAUAUAAUAUAUAUAGAUGUAUGUAUUACACACCAACCAACCACACACAAUCCUUUCUCUUUCCGAUUCCUUAAUUUCUCUGGUUUCUCUUUUUUUUAGCUCCGGUUUAUUUUUCAGUCAGAAAUUUACGUUUUUGCUAUCGUGAUGAUGUUGGUGACGGAAUAUGUUUUCUCUCCUUUUGUCAAAUUUGUUUUUUCCCCAACACGUUGAGGCUAUAUUUGAAAAUGACGUUAAACAAAAGAAAUUCUAAUAUUAGUUUGUACAGAACAAUUGUGUGUCGAGUAGAUGGAUCAAUGGCAAAUAGAUAAGAGGGCGCGCCAGGAGGUCGACGAUGUAUAUUAUACACAUCCGAUAGAGCUCAAUUUAUUUGGUUUCUUCAUCUUUUCUUUUUUCUAGGGCACUUUCCCCAUCUUCCCCAACCAACCACCAUUUAGAAAAAAUAAGAAAGAAAACCCCAACCGAUUCUUUUUUUGUAUUAUUGCGUACGUGUGUGUGUGUGUGUGUGUGUUCUUUUCUCUUUUUCCCUCUGUUUCUCUUUCCAAAAUGUGUUCUCUCUCUUUCUAAAGCUGACGUAGUACGUGCCGCAUUUUGAACAUUUUCUGUUUCGUCUCAAAACAAGAGAAAAAAAGUCCGUUCGUUGCAGCGCAGCGGAUCGGCCCACACACAUUUGACACGCGCGCUCGUGUUCGUCCCUCGAUAGUGUUCGAUUGUUAUUAAACUUUAUUAUUAUAAAAAAUU
This is a messenger RNA of Daphnia pulicaria, 3840 nucleotides long. It is a transcript of the gene smg, whose product is annotated as protein Smaug homolog 1-like. The coding region runs from base 16 to 2877 and encodes 953 amino acids. Gene Ontology annotation, molecular function: mRNA binding; protein binding; translation repressor activity. Gene Ontology annotation, biological process: negative regulation of translation; nuclear-transcribed mRNA poly(A) tail shortening; regulation of mRNA stability. The transcript has 11 exons. The record is from RefSeq and is a predicted model, not a curated record. NCBI's taxonomy places the organism in Eukaryota, Metazoa, Arthropoda, Branchiopoda, Diplostraca, Daphniidae. Gene Ontology annotation, cellular component: P-body.